Colletotrichum gloeosporioides is the source of this 1539-nucleotide messenger RNA. RefSeq lists its product as uncharacterized. The transcript has 4 exons. NCBI's taxonomy places the organism in Eukaryota, Fungi, Ascomycota, Sordariomycetes, Glomerellales, Glomerellaceae. The record is from RefSeq and is a predicted model, not a curated record. Gene Ontology annotation, biological process: positive regulation of transcription by RNA polymerase II. Gene Ontology annotation, cellular component: nucleus. Gene Ontology annotation, molecular function: transcription cis-regulatory region binding; zinc ion binding; DNA-binding transcription factor activity, RNA polymerase II-specific. The coding region runs from base 1 to 1539 and encodes 512 amino acids.
AUGACCUCAACAGCUCGUCGCAUAGCGCUGGCCACGGCGGCAGACCACCCUGCUGCCGGCGGUGGAAGGAAGCAGUGUUGGGAAUGCCAGCGUCGUCGCGUGGUAUGCGACGCCGUUCGUCCCGUAUGCGGCAAGUGUAAGGCGACUGGCGUCGUAUGUCCCGGCUAUGAAGACAAGAAACCGUUGACGUGGCUGGCGCCCGGCAAGGUCAAGACUCGCACUUGGAAGCGGAAGAAGCCAGCCGCAAAGAAGGAAACAUCAAAGACGAAUUCCGAACAGGACAGCAGCCCUGAUUCUAACAGGGCCGUUGCGCGAGCUGGCUCGCAGAUGGUUCACAUCUUUCCCCCUUCCCCUGGAAUGGAACUUCGGUCGGAAGUGUGUGACAUUAUCGAGGCGACUUCGUACUGGAACGAGUCGGUCUACCCGUCUUUUGAAACGACCCAGUUGAUGAAGAGCCCGUGGAUCAUACCGGUGCGGUUCAUCCACUACAUGCCUGCCGCCACGCGGCACGCUCUGGUGUCCAUGGCCAUUGAGCACCGCAUGCUGCGUCUGUCACAAAAGAAAACCGACCCCUUCGUCAUGGAAAUCCGAGCGCGGUUCCACCACCAUCGAUGCUUGGCGAUACAAGCUCUCAACGAAGACGUUUGCAACGACGCGACGCGCGGAACGGACAUGACUAUGGCCAGUGUUAUGGUCUUCCUAUACGCAGAUCUGAUGGGAUCGGCAACCGCGUCCAACUGGCGACACCACCUGAACGGCUACAAAAGUCUAGUCGACAUUCGAGGCGGGUUCGAGAGCGUGUACCGCCUGACACCUUACAUGGCGCCCAUGCUGCUUUUCCCGAAAAUCGUCGAAACUUUUGCAAACUCAACGAGUCCUGCAGACGACCAAUCAGAACCAAAUCACAGCUAUGAUAAUAUCGACUUGAUAGGAGAGCUUUAUCAGUCAGGCUACUACCCGUUCCUACCAUGCCCCGUUGAUUUGUUCACCGACAUCAUUCGCAUCAAUUACCUCCGCUACCUGAUAGCGACCGACAGCCUUCCCGAAGACAUGGGAACCCCACAGUCUGCUUCGGAAGACUUGAUAGAAGGCAUCAUUGAGUUCUCGCCUGAGACGUGGGCCGAGACAAGAGAGGCCGAUAUAAGGGAAGAGCUGCUGCUCAUGGCCCAAGCUUACCAGUCUGCAAUUGCACUGUACGCCAUAUCAUCACUCCAAGGCCUUAGAGCGCUACCUUCGUCGGCGGGAUGGAGAGCUGUGAGAACCAUCCACUACGGACGGCUCAUUUCACUCCUUGAGAAAGCGGCGGAGGCGCCGCUGAUGAAGAACUGUGUAGAAUGGCCACUCAUUGUUGCUGGCUUCGAGGCGUCUACAGGGAGUGCGACCGGGAGGGUGAUGGUAGUGAAACAGCUGGUUUCGAUGAGCCAAGACUGGGGUACCUACCUUCCUUUGGCAGCCGUGGGAGUGUUGGAGAAGUUUUGGUCCUCUGGGAAGCGGACCUGGGAUGACUGUUUUGAUGAGCCAUAUGCGCUUUUCGCUUAG